Molecule: messenger RNA, 2691 nt
Organism: Oppia nitens
Lineage: Eukaryota; Metazoa; Arthropoda; Arachnida; Sarcoptiformes; Oppiidae
Exons: 4
Coding region: 43-2637 (864 amino acids)
Source: RefSeq, a predicted model, not a curated record
UCCUUUAUACAAUUCCCCCAUUAGAUCGAGUAUUAAAAGAAAAUGACUAUUUUAUCAUAUGUUGUGUUGAAUUUGGCUUUUUGUAGUCUUUUGCAGACAUUUGACAAUAACUUUGCCGACGAAAACCCGAAUUCAUGUUUUAAAAAUAAAAAUGACUAUCAUUUCCUACCGACGAAUAAUGGACACAAAAGUAAUGAUCAUCGAUAUUCUAAUGAAGAAUUACCAACAGAUCCAAUAGAAUCAAUUGAUGUGGAAAGACAUCUGGAUGUUCCCAAUGAUCAUUUAGAUGAUGUCUAUCCGUUAAGACCACAGAAUUCUGAUCAUUAUUAUCAUAGAAAAAAACCAACAAUUAAUUCUAAAGAUUCAAAUAAACUAAAAGAAUCAUUUGGUCCAAUUGAUCCAAUAGAUGAUGUGGAUCCAUUGGUUUCUGAUAAUCCAUUGGAUUCAAUGGAUCAGAUAGAAGUUAAAGAUCAUAUUAGACAUAUGGAUGACAUGAAUUCAGUUAGUCAUUUCAACGAAGAGUCAAAAAUAUAUCCGAAAGAAACAGUUGAACCUAUUGUUCAUAUCGAUGAUGUGGAUCCGUUGAGUUCAGAAAAUACAAUGGAUUCAAUGGAUCACUUUGUUCCGAUCAGUCAUCAGGAUCACAAUGAAGAGUUGAAAAAACAUCAAAUGGAUCAGAUAGAUCUUAAAGAUCAUAUUAGACAAAAUGAUGACAUGGAUUCAGUUGAUCAUUUAGCAACGUGUGAUCAUCUAAAUAGCAAUGAAAAAUCAAAAAUAUAUCCGAGUGGUUCAGUUGAUCCAAAAGAAGCAUUGGAACCAAUUGAUCACAUAAUAGAUUCAAUAGAUAACCAUCAGGAUCACAAACCAGACCCAAAAAACAGUUGGAUAGAUUCGGUAAAAAGUGACAGUUCUAUUGAUACUAUUAAUGAAGAUAUGGGUCCAUUUGAUCCAAAGAAUUCAAUGGACACUGAAAAACCUGUAUUUCCAGUAAAUCCGAUGGCGUCUAAAUGGUUUCUCAAACGAAUGCAACAAAUUAAAGAUAUAAAGAAACAGAGAGAAGAGUGUAAAGCUGAAGAUCCAGAGUUGUGUACACUCAAACCAACUGUUCCAACUGAUUGCUCGAUAUCCAAGUGUCAGGAAGUGAAGAAACAAAUGAAGACGUGUUUCAAAUGCCAGUAUUUUGAGUCGCGUUUGUCGGACUGCAAUGAAUGCAAUGACUGUAAACCACAAUCAAAUCGCAAGUGUUUUCUGAAUACCGAAGAAUGCAAUCGUGCUUUGGAUUCGUUAAAAAUGUGCACAAAAGGAGAAUUGGAUGAUUCAGAGUGCAAGAAGAAUGUGGUAAUCAUUAGGAGAUGUGGAGAGAAAAACAGAGACUGUGAAAGUGAAAGAAAGAAAGUCAUAAAAUGUCUAAGAUGUGGAUCAAAGUCUAAGAUGUUUGAGCGAUUGAAAUGUGAAUCAAAGAAAUUUGAGAAAAAAGAGUGUUUAGAAAUUGAAGACGAAUUCCGGAAGUGCUCUUCAUGUGAAUGGAUGCGCAAAAUGUUUUGCAAGCAAAACAAAAAUACGAGAAUAAAUGAAUUUCUUUGUGAAGCUAUGAGUAGAGUCAGACCGGAAUGCUUUAACAAACAAACGACAAUUGCACCCAAAGAAGAGGCGCCAUUAGACAGGGAAAAGACCAGUGAAACACCAAUCGAUACGACGGAAGAAACGACGUUUCCAACCGAAGAGGAGGCGGCAGCCAUGGAGAGAGAAAGAUCUACGAUUACAACUACAGAGACUACUGUUUCAACUGAAGAGGAGGCGCCAAUGGACAGAGAGAAAACAACCACAGAAUUAACCACUGAGUCAACUACUGAGUCGACUACAGAGACAACGACAGAGACAACAACAGAGACAACAACAGAGACAACAACAGAGACAACAACAGAGACAACAACAGAGACAACAACAGAGUCAACCACUGAGUCAACUACAGAGACAACUGUUUCAACCGAAGAGGAGGCGGCGAUGGACAGAGAAAAGACCACAACUGAAGUGACGACAACAACAGAGUUGGAGGAUGAGGUGGAAGUGGCGAGUUUGGAAAGAGAAGCCAAACUAAUAGAUCAAAUGGAUUGUUUGUCUCUGAAGAACAAAUCGGAGACUUGCGAUGAAGACGACGAAGAAGCGACAACAACGCUAAAACCGGACGCCUCUGCAACCGAACGGCGCAAACGGGAAUUGCAGGACGAGAUCUGCGACAAAGUGUACAAAAUGAUGGACGAAAAGUGUCACGAAUCCACUACAGAAGACGAUUUAGUACCAAAUUUGACGGGAAGACCGGUUUAUAUGGGAACCUAUUUACAAAAGCCUAACAAAAGACGUCGAAAGAAAAAAACGGGAAAAGAUUUUCUUUUAAAUUCGUCGGUAACAGAAAGUCAAACCGAAACGACAAUUAUUGCGGUGCGGAUAACGACCACUCGUCGGACUGUUUUCAGGCAAUUACACAAUUUAGCCAAAAAUGCCAAACAGUUUAUGACAAAUACUACCAAUUCUUUGAGAGCGCGUAUUAUUAAAGCCAAAACUUUUCUGAAACCAAAGUCCCGGAAUCGGACAGAUUUGGCGCUCAAUAAAUCCAAAAGCGAUUAUUGGAUAGUCUGAACCUCUGGUGUCGGUAAAAGCGUAAAUUUUUUUGUUAAAAAUAAACGAAACGAA